AUCCUAUAGCACAACCCUUUUUUUUUCUCAACACGUUUGUGGCUGAUUUUUUUAGCUCGGACUGAACAGAAGCCGCCGAUUCCCUUUCCUCCCACGGGUUUGUCAGCUGCUGCGAGUCCCGGGUUAUGGGACCGUCAUGUCCAUGAAGCAGACCGGUGAUACAUGGAAGCCCGGCGGGGCCAGCGGAGGAGAAAUGAGCAGGUACCUUGGUGAUGAGGUGGAUCCAUCAGAAGAACGUUCCAAAGCUUUGCUAGAGAAGUUACUUCAGCAGGCCAAAGAACGGCAGCAGCAGCUACAUGGUAAGGUGCAGAAAGUAAAGAAGGCACCUAAGUCCAGCAAUGAAGAGGAGGUAGGGGAUAUUGCUACAACUGAGCAUCUUAAAGUGAAACCGAAGAAACGUAAGAAAAUACAGUUUGAUGAGAUACCUGCUGAGGUGGAGAGUCCCACUGAUGAUGCUGACCCAGAGGAUUAUCAAGAGACCGUAAAGGUGAAAGCAAAGAUACCACGUAAGAAGAAAAUCAAUAAAGAAGAGCAAGAAGAAAGCAUUUGCUUAGAAGCAGCGCAAAGUGAGGAUGGAAAUGUGGAGCAGAAGAGUGUAAAAGAUACUAUUUCAGAUCCCAACUCUAUUCUUUUAGGUGGCUUUGAGACUAAACCUGUUCAGAAGGUUCUGCCUGUCCUACCCCAGUGGCUGGCAAAUCCUAAUCUAGUGCAAAAGGGUGUUAAAGAUAAUCUAGUCCCCAUUCACGACUUUCCUGGUCUGCACCCAAAACUUCUUAAGAAAUUGGAAGCCAACAAAGUGAAGUCUUUCUUUCCAGUUCAAACAGAAGUUAUCCCAGCUAUUUUGGACAGUUGCUCCCACAGUUUCCUUCUUGGGAGGAGUGGUUAUCGCCCAAGGGACAUUUGUGUUUCUGCACCCACUGGCAGUGGAAAGACUCUGUCGUUUGUUGUUCCCAUAGUGCAGGCACUGCUGCAGCGCGUUGUAUGUGAGGUGCGUGCUCUGGUCAUGUUACCCACCAAAGAGCUAGCACAACAGGUCUGCAAGGUUUUUAAUAUUUAUGUGGAUGGUACCGGCCUGAAGGUUGUUUUAUUGGCGGGACAAAAAUCUUUCUCGAAUGAGCAAGAGUCUUUGGUGAAUAAAAGGAUGUCUGGGUUCUCCAGCUUAGCUGACAUACUCGUGUGCACGCCGGGGAGGCUUGUUGAUCACAUCCAGCAGACAGAAGGUUUCACCUUGAGGCAUCUGCGCUUUUUGGUUAUUGAUGAGGCUGAUCGUAUGAUUGAUCGUAUGAACCAGGACUGGUUAUAUCAUGUUACUAAGGCAGUGUUCAAGAUGGACACCGGUGCAAGUGGAAUGCUUUUCACUCGGAGGGAGCCUAUAGUGCCUACAGCAGCCAAUUAUUAUCAGUGUCAGGUCCCAUUGCAGAAACUGCUUUUCUCUGCUACUUUGACACACAACCCAGAAAAACUUCAGCAGCUGGGUCUGUACCAGCCCCGGCUCUUCACAUCCGUAUACAGGCAGACAAAACUAGAUACUGCUGAUGCUACGCCUGAGCCACCAUCUUCUGGAAACUAUUCCCUACCAGAUGGCCUUACGCAUUAUUACAUCCCAUGCACACUUAGCUCCAAGCCUCUCAUCCUCCUCCACUUCUUGCUUACUCUGCGAUUUUCCCGUGUCCUCUGCUUUACCAACUCCAGAGAGUCUUCCCACCGCUUGUUCCUGCUCAUAAAGCUAUUUGGAGGAAUCACGGUGGCAGAGUUUUCCUCCCGUCUUAGUCCCGGGGAGAGGCGGAAGACCCUGAAGGACUUUGAGCAGGGAAAGCUACAGCUGUUAAUAAGCACAGAUGCCACUGCAAGAGGAAUAGACACCAAAGAAGUGAAAUGUGUGAUAAACUAUGACGCUCCACAGUACAUCAGAGUAUAUAUCCACAGGGUGGGAAGGACUGCCCGCGCAGGGAAGGCAGGUCUGGCAUUCACAAUGCUCCUGAACAUUCAGGAGCAGAGGUAUCUAAACAUGCUGAAGGACGCGGGCGUUUCACAGAUACAGAAACAGCUGGUGAAGAGUGAGAACCUGAGGCAUUUUGAGCAGAGAUAUGAGGAGGCACUAUCUCAGCUACAGAGGGUUGUUAAGAAUGAACAUGCUCAGAAGCGUUGCUGAUUUUUAAUACCCAUUGCCAGUGACUGAAAACAAUUUAGUUCCAUUGUUGGGAACUUACAAUUACUGUUGCUCCACAUGGACCAUCAUUGUCUGCAGUGCAGUGUGAAGUCUGGUUCUAUACUGUACGUGACAAUUGCUUGUGAUGAUCAGCAUUCAGAUUCGUCAGAUGGAUGAACAGUUUUCUAUGAGGAAUUGACUUAGCGAAAGCUCCAAAGUUUUCAUUCUAUGAUUAAACCUCAAUAGAAGCAGCACAGACUUCUAGCAAUUUCUUCAGUGUACAGAAUUACUUUUUUUUUUUUUUUUUUGUAUUAACGGUAAUAUUAUAUUUGUUGACUCAUUGAGUGAUUAGCUGUGAAAUCUAGCUAAGGGUUUGUUCAUUUUCAAAUUCCUGUUCCUUUACGUCCCCAAUGUAUAGCCCCUCACCCAGAGGUAAGAUCCCACAAUUCUUGUUUGGUCAUGAAAUUGUUGUCAAAAUGACCUAUAAGGGUAACUAGAACAAAGGGAUAUAAUGUUCCUUUACAGAAGGCACCUAUUUAAUACAGAAUACAAGCACAGCUUACUUAAUUUAGCAUUUUUGGUCAAACAGGUCUGAGUUUCAGAAAUAUUGCAUGGAAUGCCUUGUGCCAUUUGCUUCCAUAAGAAAUCUUGAUGUGUUUUCUCAGGUAUACUGUAUAUCGCUUAUUUGAAUUACCUGUAGCUUAGCCCUGACUCUUUUAAUCCCUUUAUUUUCAUACUAGAAGGCUCAUAUCUAACUACUGGCAUACAUGUGCAGGUCUUUUUAUAAGCUCAUUAUCAAGUGUUGUUUACAUAAUAUCCAUUACUAUUCAAAUACGUAGUUCACAGGAUAUCUCUGUCUACUUUUUCCAUGUUCAAAUUACGUAAUGGAGAGGGAAAGUCCUUUACAGAGGUUUGAGACUGGAACAAAAAAGCAUCAGCCAAAAACUGUCAACAUGUUGGGACUUUAGGGGUCAUUCCGAGUUGAUCGUAGCUGUGCUAAAUUUAGCACAGCUACAAUCAGGAACACAGACAUGCGGGGAGACGCUCAGCACAGGGCUAGCCCGCCCCGCAUAUCAGUCCCUGCCCCGUCGCUGAAGUACAAAAGCAUCGCCGCUUUUGUACUACAGGAGUAGCUCCCAGCCAGCGCAGCUUGUACGUACUACUCGUCGCUGCCUGGCUUGCAGUGGCUGCGUGUGACGUCACGCAGCUGCUGCGGCCCGCCCCCCGCACAGUCCGGCCACGUCUGCGUUGACCGGAACGCGUCCACAAAACAGCGGCCAAACGCCGCCGUGCCUCCCGCCCAGCGACCACCUCUGCCUGUCAAUCAGGCAGAUGCGAUUGCUAGGCAACGACAGCCGUCGGCUGUCAGCCAUGCGCCAGCGCAUGUGCGGUUCUCACCUGAUCACUGCGCUGUGAUAAACUGCAGCAAGCGAUCAAGUCAGAAUGACCCCCUAUAUUUGUUGUGUAAAAUUAAAUGUUUGAAGUUUUCCAUUUGUUUAAUUGAAAAAAAUAAGCACUUUUAAUAAAUGAACAACAUAUUA
Molecule: messenger RNA, 3690 nt
Organism: Pseudophryne corroboree (corroboree frog)
Lineage: Eukaryota; Metazoa; Chordata; Amphibia; Anura; Myobatrachidae
Gene: DDX51
Product: DEAD-box helicase 51
Exons: 15
Coding region: 137-2152 (671 amino acids)
Cellular component (GO): nucleus
Molecular function (GO): ATP binding; nucleic acid binding
Source: RefSeq, a predicted model, not a curated record